Molecule: messenger RNA, 1068 nt
Organism: Hyaloscypha bicolor E
Lineage: Eukaryota; Fungi; Ascomycota; Leotiomycetes; Helotiales; Hyaloscyphaceae
Exons: 4
Coding region: 39-782 (247 amino acids)
Source: RefSeq, a predicted model, not a curated record
ACUUCUGCAGGUCCAAACUGGAGACCUCAAUCACUCAGAUGAGGAGAACUCUUGACGACGUGAUGACUUCAGUCAGCGUUCAGACCAGUAGGCCCAAAGGAUUCGCUUCAUGCUGGAAACAGGAACCUAUGACCUUGGAAGACGCUCAUGGGAAACUUAUACCGCUUCCUAUCGAGCUGGUGGUUUCGUGGGAGAUGUUUGAUAUUAUCCUCCUCGGCCAUUUUCAUUUUCAGGCUCUCGUUGGUGAGAAGAAAGUCCAGAAACGAGAAUUCGAAAUUGAAGAUUCCACAACCCGAGACCCACUGACCAGAAAACGGCCUUGGCCCACAUUUUCCAAGCCCGGACGGAAGAUUGAUAUGAGUAUGAUCUUUAAAGAUUCUGGAGUGCUUGUCGAAUGUCCAAACCCAGAUUGCAAGAUGCUGUUCCGGACUGAGGACGACGAAGAUAACGAUAAUUUAUCUAAGCCACCCAGGCUACUUAAAGGGAGAAGCCCAAUGGAGUUGCUGCCGGCGAGCUCGGAAGACCUCCGCCAGGAAGAAGCAGACGACAAACCUGGCAUGUUCAAGCGUGUUAUUAUCCGGCUCCUCAAAUACGGAUCAGAUUUUGCCAGCUCGGAAUUUGGUGGUAACAUCGAUGGGUAUCCGCUAAGCGACGCGUCGUCCUAUAUUGGCUUGCCCCAGGUCCAAAUUCUGGCUAGCGAGGGUUCAUCGAAACCACCGAACCUCGAGAUGCCUUGGGGCUGUUUGUCUCCAAAUGCACAAGCUCUGGGAGACAUCCGCUGACUCUGCCGCAGAUUCCUUCGACAAUGCUAGCUCUAACUUCCCCUUCCCUUCACCAGGUCCCUCUAUACUCGAUGACGACGAAUCCAAAUUUCUAGAUAGCUUCUUCGAUGGCGUGAGCUCGGAUCAAUUCAAUUAUGACUCUUUCAGCAACCCUCCAGACGGCUCCGAGCUUGGCCUUGGAUGGGAGGAGCUACCCCCGACGUUUAUGGGAACAACUUCUUCGUUUGGCCAACAGCCUCAACCUGGUAAUCAUGGAUUCUCGGAUAUGAACUUUGGCAAUAUGAAC